GAGAUGGCCUCACAGUCUCAGGUUUUAGUGGAAGAUAAAUCCAGUGUUAGAAUCUUGACACUAAACAGACCAAAGCAAAUGAAUGCUCUGUGCUCCAACAUGAUCACUCGGUUGCUGCAAUUGUUCCUUGCAUAUGAGGAGGACCCUAAUGUGAAACUCGUCAUCCUAAAGGGUCAGGGAAGAGCCUUUUGUGCUGGUGGCGAUGUUCGACCUGUUGUUGGUGACAUCGUACAAGGUAAAUGGAGACUCGGUGCGGAUUUCUUCUCGGAUCAAUACUCGCUCAACUAUGUCAUGGCCACCUAUAGCAAAGUUCAGAUUUCGAUUUUGAAUGGUAUUGUAAUGGGAGGUGGAGCUGGUGUCUCCAUCCAUGGUCGAUUUCGUAUUGCAACUGAGAAGACGGUUUUUGCCAUGCCUGAGACAGCCCUAGGGCUCUUUCCAGAUGUAGGGGCCUCGUACUUCUUGUCAAGACUCCCUGGAUUUUUUGGAGAGUAUGUUGGCCUCACUGGAGCUAGGUUAGAUGGCGCUGAAAUACUUGCUUGUGGUCUUGCAACUCAUUUUGUCCCUUCAACGAGGUUGACUGCAUUAGAAGAAGAUCUUUGCAGAGUUGGUUCAAGUGAUCCAGUUACCUUUGCCGAGACAAUUCUCAAUGCAUACACUCAGCAUCCGCAUCUGAAACAGCAUAGUGCUUACCACAGGCUACAUGUUAUUGAUAGGUGCUUCUCGAGAAAAACGGUGGAGGAGAUUAUAUCUACACUUGAGAAAGAGGCCAUUGAAGAGCCAAAUGAAUGGAUCUCAGCUACCAUUCGAGCUCUGGAGAAGGCUUCACCAUCAAGCCUUAAAAUCUCUCUUAGAUCGAUAAGAGAAGGACGGUAUCAGGGGGUGGGACAGUGUCUUAUCCGUGAGUUUAGAAUGGUGUGUCAUGUGAUGAAGGGAGAAAUAAGCAAAGAUUUGGUGGAGGGUUACAGAGCCGUAGUGAUAGAAAAAGAUAAGAACCCAAAGUGGGAACCGCGGGGACUGGAGGAGAUGAAGGAUAACAUGGUAGAGCAGUACUUCAAGAGAAUGGAUGAAGAGAAGGGAUGGGAGGAUCUAAAGCUUCCUCCAAGGAAAGCCUUGCCUUCUUCAAUAAUCUCAAAGCUGUGAGUUGGAGAAGGUAAUGGAGUUGAUGCGAUUGUUCAUUGGUUGGCGCUCAUCUUCAAAUUCUCUCUUUGUUGCUUGUCACACAAUCUUCAUAGAAGUAUUCAGUUAGGGACACGUAUCCCUCCAUUUUCUCACUUUUCCUUCCCAACUUUAUUUGCUUCCUUUGUUUCAUGUAUAAUUAAUAAAAUAAGCACAUUUCUAUUUUUUUUAAUGCAUUCAAAAUGUAUUCAUCUCAAAAGUAUU
Messenger RNA from Raphanus sativus (radish), 1380 nucleotides. RefSeq names its product probable 3-hydroxyisobutyryl-CoA hydrolase 3. Gene Ontology annotation, molecular function: 3-hydroxyisobutyryl-CoA hydrolase activity. Gene Ontology annotation, biological process: L-valine catabolic process. The coding region runs from base 4 to 1140 and encodes 378 amino acids. The transcript has 14 exons. The record is from RefSeq and is a predicted model, not a curated record. NCBI's taxonomy places the organism in Eukaryota, Viridiplantae, Streptophyta, Magnoliopsida, Brassicales, Brassicaceae.